AUGGACAAGGCUGCGCUGCAGGCCAGAGUGCUGGCCAAGCUCGGCAAAGAGGUGCCGCCUUCAAGGGCUCCGAAGGCCAAGGCUCCGGCUCCGGCUCCGCAGCCCCUUCCAGACUCGGGAUCCGAUGAUGGCUCUGCCUCCAGCAGCAGCUCGGAAGACUGGCGCAUUGAGGUUGCGCCUGCUGCACGUGCGCGUAAGGGCUAUGCAGAUGAUGCCAUCUCCGACGGUUCGGCAGAUUCCGCAGAGUCGGAGAGCAAGGAGCGCCAUCCCCCGCUGAUUGCCCGAAGCCUCUGCAGCCGCCGGCAGUUAGGCCGUUGCAUCCGCCAGCGGCGGCGAAGUUUGCAGAUCGCUUUGGCGGCCAUCGUCGUCACAGUACUGGGCUUCGUCGUCACCACUCUCUUGCGCUUUGCCUGCGCUUGCCUUUUGAUCCGAAUCCUUGGUGUGUCCACGCACCCCGAAGCGUUGGGAUCGAAGCUCAGCCUUUGUGCCAUUGUGGAGGGGACUUUGCCCAGUUUCCAGACGGGGAUUCAAUCGAAACAGCAGGGCCUGGACGGAGGCGGCGAUGCCAACGCCGCCGGGGAUGUGAGCCGGAGCUUAGCGUUUGCCGAAGUCAUAGCAUGGGAGUUGGAUUUGUUUGCAGAGAUGGUCUUCAAUUGCCUGAGGGUGUUCGGCAAGAUCGCGGGCAACUUCACCCUUAAGGACUCGAAGGACUGGGACUUUGAUCUCAAGGGCAGCCUUCCGAUGCGCAACGGCAGCUUCCACGCGUGGAAGGCCAAGGUUCAGUCCAAGAAGGAGGAGCUCAAGAGGAGGGAGGUGGAGCAGAGGCUGAACUACCUCCAGGGGAUCUACCGAGCGUGGUCCACCCUUGCCUGCGCUGCAAAACGCGAGAAAGAGUUGGAGCAGGAGAAGGAACGUCUUCAUAAAGAACAGGAAGAUCUCCGCAAGGAGGUGGAGGAGCAGCGCCUUCGGAACUCUCAGAUGCGAGGCUCCCUCCUGGCCAUGACGGACGAGCCCAACCUUCUUCUUUUGCUGGGCUCAGUGUGGAACUCCUGGAAGGAGUUGCUGGUGGAGAAGAGGAUAAUGCAAGAACGCGAAGCAGAGCGGCAGAAGUGGGCCAAGGAGUUCCAGGACGCCUCAAAGCUGAGGCAGUUCAGCUGUCAGAGGAGCAUCAAGACGAGCAACGGCAGAGUCUCAGACCAGAUCUACUCCAUCAAGCGGAGGUUCCCCAGCUUCAGCGGGAAGGUGCCAGAUGAGGCGCGCUUUUGGUCGGAGGAGGACCUUGAAGCCUUCUUCCGGAGCAAUGGCCAGUCAAAGCCGCGCGAGAGCGCCCGUCCGGGCGUGGAGACGUGCCCCUUGCUCUCCAAGCUGAGGCUAGAGUUGGCCAAGCAGAAGAUUGAUGAGCCAACCAUCGAGUACGCUGCCUUCAGCCGAUACCUGCAAGGAGUGCGCGAGGACUGGUAUAGGAAUCCUCACCUGACGAGUGUUGCGGAAUGUCGAGAGGUGCCGCGGCUCCGGAGCUUGGAGCGCGCAAUGGUGCAGCAGCCCACGCUCCUGGAGAAGCCACGUGACUGGUACGCGAGAUUCUGGAACCUGGAAUUCUUCAAGCGGGACUGCGGGCAUGACUACUGGUUUUGCCGCCCUCAGUUUCCAGCUUUCGAUGGCGAUGAAGCAGCCAUUGAUAAGCUCGCACUCCAUGCCAGCAUUGCAGAAUUUGUUGAAUAUGCCCGCACAUUGCAGCGCAUGGAUCGGAAAUGCGAUCAGGAGAAGAGCCUCGCCUUUCCCCGGCUCACGCUGGAUGGCUAUGCCCCCUUCUUCGGGGUCAUGCGGAAGUUCUUUGACGAGUGCUGGAGCAAGCUUGGCCCAGAGGGCUUGCCGGACUUGAGCCCCAGGCUCGCGCAGGUCUUUGCGCACCACUUCUCUUUGCCAGACCCCAUGGAGACGCUGUCUCGCUUCUACAAGGUCACCUUGGCGGCUACCGGCUCUAUAACAAGACUCCAUGUGGAGGUUGCCGGAGCCCAUAUUUGGUUGAAUCAGGUUGAGGGACGAAGAGUGUUCUUCCUCUUCCCACCCUCAGAGUCCCGGAAGCUCUACGAAGAGACUGGCGGACCCAUGCAGGAGACAAGUGGCUUUGCGACGAGCGUCAGUGGCGUCGACAUUUUGGCGAGCGCCAAGCGGCACCCGCUCUUCGCAGAGGCCUCCUGCCGGGUGGCGGUGCUGUACCUGGGCCAGACCUUGGUGAUUCCGGCCGGCUGGUGGUGGUACUCCGUGUCGCUGGACCCCUCAGUGACGCUGUGGCAUCACUUCUGGACACAAGAGAAUAAGCACCGCUUUCCGGAGAUUGCCUGGGAGUACUUCAACUAUCAGAAGAUGACCCCGGAGUUCUGGACGGCCUUGCCUCGCAAAGUGGAGGCGCUGAGAGCGAUGCGGCAGUCCAUGAUCGCUUUCUCUGCAGUGGAUCAGCAAGUAAAGGCGCAGCAGGAGGUGCUGCUUCCGAUUCUUUGGUCCGCCUGGCGGGACCUGGUGCUUGAGAAGCGGCGGGAUGAGCAACUGGACCUCUCCCGGCGCUUGGUGGAGGAGGAAGUGAAGAAAGCUCAGCAGGAGGCCCGUCAGCUGCACGCUGAGGCGGCUCAGAUGCGGGAGCGGCACUUGCACGCACAACAGAAGCGCCAGGCCAUUUUCCUUCUGUCGCUGGAGACAAGGGACCGCGCUUUGCUCCUCCAGAUCACGUGGAGCGCUUGGCGUGAAUGCCUGGAGGAUCGCCGGAAGCUGGCUUUGGACAUGGUGAAGCAGAAGCUCCCACCCGCGGUCCAAGACUUAAUGUCGCCCAAAGCUGGCGACCAAGGACCCGCCGGAUCCCAACUUGGUCAAAGCAAGCGGCCAGGCCUUUGUCAACGCUUGUGCCGCUGUCUGCCAGGCAGCAAGACGAAAGGCGCCGGCGCCGGCGCGAGUCGCAAGCCCAGCGCCGUAGCGCAGGCGCCGGCCCCGGCCCCGCCGCCCCCACAGACGGUGAGGCCAGAGAGCCGAGGCGCAGAUGGGCGGCCUCCUCAUGUGGAGCAGCCAGGUCCUGCAAGCCUGCCGCUGGCCAGCUCCCCUGCCCGGGCUGUCGCAGAGCUCCAGCCAGGUCAAGGUGCCGCUCACGAGCCAGGAGGCCCCGCGGCCCGGGCGAUUCUGCGCCCUCGGGCCUUACACCCCUGA
Messenger RNA from Effrenium voratum, 3195 nucleotides. The record is from the annotation of a GenBank genome assembly. Lineage: Eukaryota; Dinophyceae; Suessiales; Symbiodiniaceae.